Molecule: messenger RNA, 1966 nt
Organism: Hipposideros armiger (great roundleaf bat)
Lineage: Eukaryota; Metazoa; Chordata; Mammalia; Chiroptera; Hipposideridae
Gene: TMEM192
Product: transmembrane protein 192
Exons: 6
Coding region: 275-1066 (263 amino acids)
Cellular component (GO): late endosome; lysosomal membrane
Source: RefSeq, a predicted model, not a curated record
GAAAGCCUCACGUGAUGAGCGCCUGGCCUGACAGCCCUGGCUCUGGGCGCGUCUCGGGGCGCUGGGACGCUAGGCUCCGCUCGAUCGCCCCUGGGGCGUCGGGGGCGAAUCUCCCCUCCUCUUGGAUCCCCUGCCUCGGCUUCAGAGGGCUGUGGACCUGGAGCGGCUGCAACACGCAGGGCGGCCGCUGGCGUCCCACGAGCAGACCUGUCGCUAUCAUCACCCGGAAGUCCACAUUAGAGAAAAGCAAUGCCGUGAUAUUUUUAAUCUAGGCAUGGGUUCCUUGGAUCUGACCCAAAGUAUUGAAGAUGACCCCCUGCUGGACCCCCAGCACCUCCCACAUCAUUCAUUACAUGCUCAGUUUAGACCAAGGUUCCACCCUCUCCCUACGGUCAUCAUAGCAAAUCUUCUCUUGUUCAUACAUGUUGUGUUUGUUAUUUUAGCAUUUUUAACAGGCAUACUUUGUUCUUACCCUAAUCCAAACGAGGACAAGUGCCCAGGAAACUACACCAACCCACUGAAAGUUCAGACGGUCAUAAUCCUCGGAAAAGUGAUUUUGUGGAUUCUGCAUUUCCUCCUUGAACGCUACAUGCAGUAUCACCACAGCAAAGUAAGAAACCGAGGCUACCACCUGAUCUACCGAUCAACAAGGCAUCUUAAAAGGCUUGCACUAAUGAUACACUCCACUGGCAGCACAGCACUGCUCCUCACACUGUGUGUGCAGCAUUCCUUCCCCGAGCCCAGCAGGUUGUAUCUUGACCUCAUCCUGGCCAUCCUGGCCCUGGAACUGAUCUGCUGUCUGAUGUGUCUGCUCAUCUACACAGUGAAAAUUCGAAAAUUUAAUACAGCCAAACCACAGCCUGAUAUACUUGAAGAAGAAAAGGUCUAUGCUUACCCCAUCAAUAUUGCUUCAGAGACUGGAUUCAGGACGAUUUCCAGCCUAGAAGAAAUUGUCGAAAAGCAAGGAGACAUAAUAGUAUACCUGAAGCGACACAAUGCCCUGUUGAGUAGGCGGUUGUUGGCUCUCACUGCCUCGGACCCAGGCUCUCAGCCAAGUAGAAUGUGACAGGGCUAAGACAUCAACUGCAGAGGGAUUUAAGACUGAUCGACUGACUACCUGACAAGCUGACAGGGAACUGCAGCUUUUGCCAAGUAACAUUUUACAGUUUUUGUUGGAAACCUGAAUUUGUUUCUCACUUGUGUGGCCGUUGAAUAUGUCGGGCUUGUGAGCCCUGUGAAAGAUGCAUUGUGGAGCCUUGAUCACUCAAGGAGAAUGUGUUUUGCACAUUUUGAAAUUAGUCAACUGCCUGGUUUAUCCAAGGACCAAGGUAGUUUAAACAUUUCUCAUUGGCCAACACUUCUUCCACGUGACAUAAGAGCCCUGUAAUAAUUUGGCUAUUUAUCAAGGGAAUCUGACAAGAUAAUAUUUAAAACAGGGAUUUGAUCAAAUAAGCUCUUCCCACUUUUAACUUGAUGAAGAAUCAUUUUUGUGUUAAUGUUUCUUCCCCUGGAGCUUUAUCAUGUAUUUUAUAUGCUCGUGUGGUAUUGGAUGGCAGCUUGGCCCUUGUAGCAUUUAUAAUCUCACUGUAGAACCAAGGCCUCACUCAGUGAUUUACUGUGCAAUCUACGGUCUCCAUUUUCCAGAAAUAUAAGAUUACUUUGAUCAGUUUUAGACUGACCCGUUUUACACUAACCACUGCUGUCUGUUACAUCUGUGGUACCUUCUACUGGCAACCGCUGAAAUACUUAAAAACCCUAACCUUUCUCUUUACUUUUGCUUUUCUUCAAGAAGUUACCAUGUAUUUCAGUAUUGACUAUAUGACACCUUCACUGGAUCAGUAAGUUCAGUGAUAGGAAAGGGAUCUUUGGUGGCUUUAAGUUUGUCUAAAAAGGAGGGCCGGCCAAGUGGCUCAGUUGGUUAAAAGCUUGCUCAAGAGUGCGAGCUCUGAGCAACAGCGGUUCGAGU